CUUAGCAACAGCCUAACAGAGAAGAGAGUUGUGAGUUGACAGUUGGUAAAGAGGAGCUUGCUUUACUAAAGAAAGACAACCAUGUCAGAAGUUGAAGAAACAUUGAAAAGGAUCCAGUCACACAAAGGAGUGAUUGGAACAAUUGUAGUCAAUACAGAAGGAAUCCCAAUAAGAACAACACUUGAUAACUCGACAACAGUGCAGUAUGCAGGGCUGCUCCAUCAGCUCACAAUGAAAGCUAGAAGCACAGUAAGAGACAUUGACCCACAGAAUGAUCUGACCUUUCUCCGGAUCAGAUCAAAAAAACAUGAGAUCAUGGUAGCACCAGACAAAGAAUACUUGUUGAUUGUCAUUCAGAACCCAAGUGAAUAGCUUCUUACAUUGGAGCUGAUUUGUUUCAAGGAACAACUCACCACUGAAACUCCUGUGGCAUUCUGUAACCUUAUAUUUCACAGUCUGCACUGAACAGUGUAAUUAUCAAUAAGUUGUAUUUGUUACCUGGUGUACUCAAUGAGACAAAUCUGUCAAGUAGUUUUUUUCUUUUACUUGCAUAUUCAUUCACAUGUAAAAAAAAAUAAAUAAAUGAAUAAAAAUCCUCAAUGCCAA
This is a messenger RNA of Polyodon spathula (Mississippi paddlefish), 606 nucleotides long. RefSeq names its product dynein light chain roadblock-type 2-like. The record is from RefSeq and is a predicted model, not a curated record. Gene Ontology annotation, cellular component: centrosome; cytoplasmic dynein complex; cytoplasm. The coding region runs from base 82 to 372 and encodes 96 amino acids. Lineage: Eukaryota; Metazoa; Chordata; Actinopteri; Acipenseriformes; Polyodontidae. Gene Ontology annotation, biological process: microtubule-based movement. The transcript has 4 exons. Gene Ontology annotation, molecular function: dynein intermediate chain binding.